Kluyveromyces marxianus DMKU3-1042 is the source of this 645-nucleotide messenger RNA. RefSeq names its product SNAP receptor SEC22 (gene SEC22). The coding region runs from base 1 to 645 and encodes 214 amino acids. Gene Ontology annotation, molecular function: SNAP receptor activity. The transcript has a single exon. Gene Ontology annotation, biological process: endoplasmic reticulum to Golgi vesicle-mediated transport; vesicle fusion with Golgi apparatus; retrograde vesicle-mediated transport, Golgi to endoplasmic reticulum. Gene Ontology annotation, cellular component: ER to Golgi transport vesicle membrane; SNARE complex; endoplasmic reticulum-Golgi intermediate compartment. NCBI's taxonomy places the organism in Eukaryota, Fungi, Ascomycota, Saccharomycetes, Saccharomycetales, Saccharomycetaceae. The record is from RefSeq and is a predicted model, not a curated record.
AUGAUUAGAUCUACUCUAAUUUUCCGCGACGAUGGACUACCAUUGUGUGCAUCUGUGGACGAUGACACCGAUCCCAGUUUACAAGAACAAAAGAAAAAGGUAAAGAUACUUAUAUCACGUUUCACGCCAUCUUCUGCGAACGAGGCGACUAUGGAGAGUGGAGACUUUGAUAUCCACUACAUCAGACAGGAUUCUGUUGUUUAUAUUGCUGUUGUGGAGCGGAACUAUCCUCGGAACCUUGCGUUCUCGUACCUAGCGGAUGUGCAACAAGAGUUCGAGCACAGUUACGGGGCGCAGCUAUCGAAGUCUAACGUGAGGCCGUAUGAGUUUGUGUCUUUCGAUGGGUUUUUGCAAAAGACGAAGAAGGUGUACAACGACAGAAGGGUGCAGGGCAAUCUGGACCAAUUGAACCAAGAUUUGAAGGGCGUGAAGCAGAUCAUGACGAAGAACAUCGAGGAUUUGCUAUACCGUGGUGAUUCCUUGGACAAGAUGAGCGACAUGAGUGCGUCGCUCAGACAGGAUGCGAAGAAGUACAGGACAUCUGCGCAGAAGAUCAACUUCGACCUCUUGAUGAGCCAGUACGCACCCAUCGCCAUAUUGGCCUUCUUCUUCGUGUUUCUGCUAUGGUGGGUCUUUUUGAGGUAG